Messenger RNA from Candidula unifasciata, 624 nucleotides. The record is from the annotation of a GenBank genome assembly. Lineage: Eukaryota; Metazoa; Mollusca; Gastropoda; Stylommatophora; Geomitridae.
AUGGGCUGUGAGUUCUAUGUCUUGCUGGUCCCACUGGCCAUGGGCUGUGAGUUCUAUGUCUUGCUGGCCCCACUGGCCAUGGGCUGUGAGUUCUAUGUCUUGCUGGUCCCGCUGGCCAUGGGCUGUGAGUUCUAUGUCUUGCUGGCCCCACUGGCCAUGGGCUGUGAGUUCUAUGUCUUGCUGGCCCCACUGGCCAUGGGCUGUGAGUUCUAUGUCUUGCUGGCCCCACUGGCCAUGGGCUGUGAGUUCUAUGUCUUGCUGGUCCCGCUGGCCAUGGGCUGUGAGUUCUAUGUCUUGCUGGCCCCACUGGCCAUGGGCUGUGAGUUCUAUGUCUUGCUGGUCCCGCUGGCCAUGGGCUGUGAGUUCUAUGUCUUGCUGGCCCCACUGGCCAUGGGCUGUGAGUUCUAUGUCUUGCUGGUCCCGCUGGCCAUGGGCUGUGAGUUCUAUGUCUUGCUGGUCCCGCUGGCCAUGGGCUGUGAGUUCUAUGUCUUGCUGGCCCCGCUCGCCAUGGGCUGUGAGUUCUAUGUCUUGCUGGCCCCGCUGGCCAUGGGCUGUGAGUUCUAUGUCUUGCUGGUCCCGCUCGCCAUGGGCUGUGAGUCCUAUGCCACCAGUUGCACAAUUUAA